This is a messenger RNA of Trichobilharzia szidati, 759 nucleotides long. Lineage: Eukaryota; Metazoa; Platyhelminthes; Trematoda; Strigeidida; Schistosomatidae. The record is from the annotation of a GenBank genome assembly.
CGAUACCGGGGACUAACUGGUAAAAGGAUCAACUUCAUUCACAGCAGCAGCAAAGUCUUAACAUACCACAUCAAAUCAAAUUGGUUUAUUCUAACUCGUAAAAAUGAUAUUGGAUAUUGUAUUUGUUAUUGUGGGUUUUAAGUGGUACGCUACGUAGUCAGAUUAAUCAGUUCAAUUAUGACUGAUACAAACUCCGCCAAUUCAACAGAAAAUGAUAAACCGCUAAGCAUGGAUAAAAAAGGCAUACCAAAAGCUGAAUUCAUUGAAGAUGUAGACGCCUAUAUGAAAGCGAAUAAUUUUACAACAUUUAUGGAAGUUGGAAGAUAUUUUGAAGAAUUAUAUCAAAAGUAUAAAAUUAUUGAACAAGCCCUAGUACAACGUAGAAUCAGACUGAUGCAACAACUACCAGAUAUUCAAAAAACACUGGCCGUGGUUCGUCAAUUACAAAAACAACAUACUAAUUUAGACGUGACAUUUGAAGUAUCCAACCAGUUGUUUGCACGUGCUCACAUUCCAAAAGCUGAUAAAGUUGGCCUAUGGCUAGGCGCUAAUGUUAUGCUAGAAUAUGAUCUUGAUGAGGCAGAUAAAAUACUCGUGGAAAAUGAACAAUCUGCUCAACAGUCUUUAGAAGAUGUUGAUCAAACACUCGAGUUUCUUAAAAAUCAAACAACUACAGUUGAAGUCAAUCUGGCACGUUUGCAUAAUUUAUCUGUGAAACGUGGUCGUCAGAAUCAAUCAGCCGAUGGUGUAAAAGCCUAA